Molecule: messenger RNA, 354 nt
Organism: Peromyscus eremicus (cactus mouse)
Lineage: Eukaryota; Metazoa; Chordata; Mammalia; Rodentia; Cricetidae
Product: keratin-associated protein 6-2-like
Exons: 1
Coding region: 1-354 (117 amino acids)
Biological process (GO): hair follicle development
Source: RefSeq, a predicted model, not a curated record
AUGUGUUGUAACUACUACGGUAGCUCCUGUGGCUCUGGCUAUGGCUGUGGAUACGGCUCUGGCUAUGGCUGUGGAUAUGGCUCUGGCUAUGGCUGUGGAUAUGGCUCUGGCUAUGGCUGUGGAUACGGCUCUGGCUAUGGAAGUGGCUGUGGAUAUGGCUCUGGCUAUGGCUGUGGAUAUGGCUCUGGUUAUGGCUGUGGAUAUGGCUCUGGCUAUGGCUGUGGAUAUGGCUCUGGCUAUGGCUGUGGAUAUGGCUCUGGCUAUGGAAGUGGCUGUGGAUAUGGCUCCUACUAUAGGUCCGGCUGUUGUGGCUCUGGACCAUCUUGCUACAGAAGAUGCUAUUCUUGCUGCUAG